This is a messenger RNA of Impatiens glandulifera, 1121 nucleotides long. RefSeq names its product chloroplast processing peptidase-like. Gene Ontology annotation, molecular function: serine-type endopeptidase activity. The record is from RefSeq and is a predicted model, not a curated record. Bases 80 to 967 code for a protein of 295 amino acids. Gene Ontology annotation, cellular component: chloroplast thylakoid membrane. Lineage: Eukaryota; Viridiplantae; Streptophyta; Magnoliopsida; Ericales; Balsaminaceae. The transcript is spliced from 5 exons. Gene Ontology annotation, biological process: thylakoid membrane organization.
AAAAAAUAAACCUCUAACAAUUUCUUUAGAUAGUCUAGUGAGUGAGAAACUGAGAGAAUUGAACUGGUAGCAGUUGAAGAUGACGACUUUGAAUCCAAUUUCUACCGAUUUUAGUUUUUCAAGAAGUUUCCCCCCCGUAAAAUCCUCAAAUUCCUCCAUCUUCGGUCUCAAUCUUCACUCUAGAACACUUCAAUUGAAUAUCACUCACUUCCGACGUUAUUCAAAGAGCCCUAAGCAGUUCUGUCCAGGAAAUAGGCAACGGAAUCUAAGUUGCAAGGGUUUCAAUGAUUCAGCCGAGGAAACCAAGGCUGUUGUCGAGUCGGAAAAUGGAGGAGAUGAUGACUCGCAGCAGGUAGAGAGAAAAAAUAGGAUUCUACCGGAAUGGUUGGAUUUUGAUUUCAACGAUGCAAAAACGAUUUUCGCAGCGAUUGCAGUUUCUCUUGCUUUCAGGUCCUUUGUGGCAGAACCGAGAUUCAUUCCUUCUUUAUCCAUGUACCCUACAUUUGACGUCGGCGAUCGAAUCGUUGCAGAAAAGGUUUCUUAUUACUUCAGACAGCCAUGUCCGAAUGACAUAGUCAUCUUCAAAAGCCCUCCAGUUUUGCAGGAAGUUGGAUACACUGAUGCUGAUGUUUUCGUCAAGAGAAUUGUAGCAAAGGAAGGUGAUGUUGUAGAGGUUCGUGAAGGCAAACUGAUUGUCAAUGGUGUAGUACGAAAUGAGGAGUUUAUUUCAGAGGCACCCAAUUAUAACAUGACUCCAAUUCGUGUUCCAGAGAAAUCGGUCUUUGUAAUGGGCGAUAAUCGUAACAAUAGUUAUGACUCUCAUGUCUGGGGUCCCCUUCCUGCAAAGAACAUAAUAGGAAGAUCUGUAUUUCGGUAUUGGCCUCCGUCUAGGGUUGGGAGUACUGUUCUACCCCAAGGUUGUGCUAUCGAGAAAGUGGACAAAACCUCGUCUCCUCAAUUGUUUUAAUGCAUUCUUUGUCCCGAGAAGAUUAUCACAGGUGCAAUACGCGAAAUUUCACUUCUAGCUAGUUACCAUGUUAAUGAAUCUUUAAAUUUGAAAAACUAUUGAAAAGAUGCUUAUUGUUUCUUAAUGGUAGUAGGAUCCAACUUUUAUCUAUUCU